Molecule: messenger RNA, 919 nt
Organism: Haplochromis burtoni (Burton's mouthbrooder)
Lineage: Eukaryota; Metazoa; Chordata; Actinopteri; Cichliformes; Cichlidae
Product: apolipoprotein D
Biological process (GO): lipid transport; brain development; tissue regeneration
Molecular function (GO): lipid binding
Source: RefSeq, a predicted model, not a curated record
CAUCAUGUUUUGCUCAGUGAACUCCAGCAUGAACUCUUGCUGUUUGUUUUUUAUUCUCUGCAGGUUGAGUUGAGAAGAUGAAGCCUGCACAGGUGGUUGCAUUGACUCUACUGUCUGUUGUUGCGAUCGGCGCUCAGGUCUUGAGGUUGGGCAAAUGUCCCCAGCCUGCUGUUCAGGCCAACUUUGACGGCAACAGGUACAUUGGAAAAUGGUAUGAGAUCCAUAAGUUACCCACAAGCUUCCAGAAAGGCCAGUGUGCCACUGCUAACUACACCCUGCUGAGUCCUGGAGUCAUCGAGGUCCUGAACACUGAGCUUCUCGAUAAUGGAACCGUUAACGCCAUCGUCGGCUCUGCCAAAGUCAAGAACCCCGCUGAGCCUUCCAAGCUUGAGGUCUCCUUCAACAACUCUCCUCCCGGCCCCUACUGGUCUGACUACGACGGUCACUCUCUGGUCUACGGCUGCACCAACUACGGCCUGUUCCGUGUGGAGCUGUCCUGGAUCCUGAGCAGGAAGCCCACCCUCUCUAAGGAGACCCUCGAGAAGCUCCAAGGCAUCCUGUACUCUGUCGGAAUCAGCGUGGAAAACAUGGUCCCCACCAACCAGGAUGAGACUUAGUGCAGCCCAGUUAACCAGUGAACCAGUUAACCAGUGAACCAGUUAACGUACGCUCCUACUUCAGCCCACAGGACUGUGAGGCACAAUGAUUGCAUGCAAAGACAAUGCAACAAUAAAGCUGUGUGAAGAAAUUUCAUGUUGUCCAUUUUGACAUUGCAAAUACAAUCUGCACCUUUUAAAAUCUAAAACUAGGAUUUAAAUUCCAACAAUGCCCAGAAGACAAAAGUCCCAAUUUCUCUUUCACCUUCAGCACUUUUCUUUUCAACUUUACUUACUGCUGAUGGGGCUCGACUCCUUCUUAA